CUUGCACAAUUUCACCAGUUGGCGCUGUCCACUCUAUGAAUUUUGAAGAGCAAAAAUAAUAAACACUGCACUUUUGCAAAUUAGCUCAACUAUAAAUCCUUUUAAGAAUGGCCAGUGAAGUUGCUUUGAAAAAUGUAGACAAUGCGUGCGAAACCGCAGAAGAAUUUACAAGAGUAUUCUACAAACAAGUAGAUAAUAGUAGACAUUUAACCUCGAAGUUGUAUCUAGACACAGGACUAUUGGUUUGGAAUGGGAAUGGAAUUAAUGGAAAUGAUAAAAUCCAAAAGUUUCUCAUGGAUUUGCCUGCCAGCAAUCACGUAUUAAAAACAUUAGACGCCCAACCGAUAUCGGAAAAUUUAGUAGCAAAUAAACUGACAUACCUUAUUCAAGCUUGUGGAGACGUCACAUACCAAAACGACGAUGUUAAAAAACCAUUUCAACAAACAUUCCUUAUUGUUGCCGUUGAAGGUAAAUGGAAAAUAGCAUCAGACUGUUUUAGACUCCAAGUACCACAUAGUAAUUAGGUAUUUUUGUUUUAAGGUUUGAAUAAAGUUGAUGUAAUUAAAAAAAUAA
Molecule: messenger RNA, 573 nt
Organism: Vanessa tameamea
Lineage: Eukaryota; Metazoa; Arthropoda; Insecta; Lepidoptera; Nymphalidae
Gene: Nxt1
Product: NTF2-related export protein
Exons: 1
Coding region: 108-524 (138 amino acids)
Biological process (GO): poly(A)+ mRNA export from nucleus
Cellular component (GO): nuclear pore central transport channel
Source: RefSeq, a predicted model, not a curated record